Messenger RNA from Elephantulus edwardii (Cape elephant shrew), 2520 nucleotides. It is a transcript of the gene ZHX2, whose product is annotated as zinc fingers and homeoboxes 2. Lineage: Eukaryota; Metazoa; Chordata; Mammalia; Macroscelidea; Macroscelididae. The record is from RefSeq and is a predicted model, not a curated record. Gene Ontology annotation, molecular function: DNA binding; DNA-binding transcription factor activity, RNA polymerase II-specific. Bases 1 to 2520 code for a protein of 839 amino acids. The transcript has a single exon. Gene Ontology annotation, biological process: regulation of transcription by RNA polymerase II. Gene Ontology annotation, cellular component: nucleus.
AUGGCCAGCAAGCGGAAAUCUACGACGCCCUGCAUGGUCCGGACGUCCCAAGUCGUGGAGCAGGACGUGGCUGGGGAGGGAGACCGCGCCACCCAAGACAAAGCCGUGGGUGCGCCGCAGCCCGAAGUGGCCAGGGACAGCUGGCCGGUGGAGCCCGAGAGCUCUUCCAAAGAAAGCGACGUGCUUGAGGUCAAGGCCACGGGCGAGCCUGCGUGCAGGAAGCUCCAGGGCGGGUACGAGUGCAAGUACUGCCCCUUCUCCACGCAGAACCUGAAUGAGUUCACGGAGCACGUGGACCUGCAGCACCCCAACGUCAUCCUGAACCCCCUGUACGUGUGCGCCGAGUGCAAUUUCACCACCAAAAAGUACGACUCUCUGUCAAGCCACAACACCAAGUUCCACCCAGGGGAGACCAACUUCAAGCUGAAGCUGAUCAAACACAACAGCCAGACGGUGCUGGAGCAGUCCAUCGAGGCAGCCCCCCACGGGGUCACCGUGGGCCACUCGGGGGCCCCCUGCGCCGACAGCGACCCCGCCAUCGCCGUCAGCAAGACCCCCAUCAUGAAGGCCGCCAAGGCCAAGGCCGAGGCCAAGAAGGGGCCCCGCAAGCCCGAGGAGGCCGCGGCUGAGAACCAUGCCGAUGGGCCUGCACGCCUGGCGGCCGAUGCGGCCGAGCUCCUGUCCCGUCUGGGCGGCGUGGAGCUGCUGCAGGACUCGCUGGGCCACGUCAUGCCCUCCGUGCAGCUCCCCCCAAACAUCAACCUCGUCCCCAAGGUCCCCGUCCCGCUCAACACCACCAAAUACAACGCGGCCCUGGACACCAACGCCACCAUGAUCAGCUCCUUCAACAAGUUCCCCUACCCGACGCAGGCUGAGCUGUCCUGGCUCACGGCCGCCUCCAAGCACCCGGAGGAGCACAUCCGCAUCUGGUUCGCCACCCAGCGCCUCAAGCACGGCAUCAGCUGGUCCCCCGAGGAGGUGGAGGAGGCCCGCAAGAAGAUGUUCAAUGGCACCAUCCAGCCGGUGCCCCCCACCAUCACGGUGCUGCCCGCCCAGCUGGCACCCACCAAGAUGCCCCAGCCCAUCCUGCAGACGGCGCUGCCCUGCCAGAUCCUCGGCCAGACCAGCCUGGUGCUGACGCAGGUCACCAGCGGCUCCACCACCGUCUCCUGCUCCCCCAUAGCCCUCGCUGUGGCCGGGGUGACCAACCAUGGCCAGAAGAGACCCCUGGUGACGCCCCAGGCUGCCACCGAGCCCAAGCGUCCCCACCUCACACAGGUGCCAGAGCCACCCCCACCCAAGGUGGCCCAGCCGCCCCUGCCCCCGGCCAGCGACCGCAAGAAGACCAAGGAGCAGAUCGCCCACCUCAAGGCCAGCUUCCUCCAGAGCCAGUUCCCCGACGACGUGGAGGUCUACAGGCUCAUCGAGGUGACCGGCCUGGCCCGGAGCGAGAUCAAGAAGUGGUUCAGCGACCACCGGUACCGGUGCCAAAGGGGCAUCGUGCACAUCACCAGCGAGUCCAUUGCCAAAGACCAGAUGGCCCUGGCAGCCACCCGGCACGGUCGCACGUACCACGCGUACCCAGACUUUGCCCCACAGAAGUUCAAAGAGAAGACACAGGGCCAGGUGAAAGCCCUGGAGGACAGCUUUUUGCAAAGCUCCUUCCCAAGCCAGGCGGAACUGGAGCGGCUGCGGGUGGAGACGAAGCUGAGCAGGAGGGAGCUUGAGGCCUGGUUCUCCGAGAGGCGCAAGCUCCGCGACAGCAUGGAGCAGGCAGUCCUGGAUGCCAUGGGGCCUGGCAGGAAGGGCCCGGACGCAGCGGCCCCCAACGGGACCCUGCCCCGGCUCGAGCAGCCAGCUGGCACCCUGCUGCCCGCCGCCGUGCCGAGCCCUGUCCCGGCCAUCACCAGAAGCCAGGAGCAGGUGCGUCUCCUGCGGGGCACCUUUGUCAGGACCCAGUGGCCCACCCCGCAGGAGUACGACCAGCUCGCGGCCAAGACCGGCCUGGUCCGGACUGAGAUCGUGCGCUGGUUCAAGGAGAACAGAUGUCUGCUCAAAACCGGCACCCCCAAGUGGAUGGAGCAGCCGCAGCCCCAGCAGGCGGUGGACGACCACGGCUAUGAGGCCGUCCCCCAGAAAGCCAGCAAGCCCACCAUGGCCGAGAGCCCCAGGAGUGGCAGCGAGGCCACGCAGCAGCACCAGGACCACAAAAAGCUCUGCGACGAGGACUUAGAGAAGCUGGGGUCCAAGGUGAAGAUGGGUGGCGAGCAAGCCAAAGACUGUCUUGCCGCCAAGGCCCCAGAGGCCGCCUCGGACAAGUCGGAGGGCAGCAGCCGGGAUGGCCAGGGCAGUGACGAGCACGAGGAGGCGGGCGUCGUGGACUGGGUGGAGGUGACGGUCGGCGAGGAGGACGCCGGCUCGGAGCGCUCGGAUGGCUGGAGUCAGGCCGCCCCCGAGGGCCCAGCAGAGCUGGCCGACUCGGACUCUGACAGUGUGCCCGCCGAGGCCGCCCGGGCCUAG